Molecule: messenger RNA, 420 nt
Organism: Funneliformis caledonium
Lineage: Eukaryota; Fungi; Glomeromycota; Glomeromycetes; Glomerales; Glomeraceae
Source: the annotation of a GenBank genome assembly
AUGACUUCCUCAAACGAACAGAAUUUAUCUCAAGAUAUUACCAUAAAUGGAUCAUUAAAUAAUUCAUCGUCAUCAGAUGAAUUAAUAGCAGACUCACAAAAACGAUCUGAUCAAUGUCAAGAUCAUGAUUCGAAAUUUGAUGAAAGAUCAAACGUUGAUGAAUCUUCAACUAGGACUGUUCAAGACGAUGGUGACACCUCACGAAUUCAUUUUCAUCUGAAUGAUUUUGGUGAUAAGGUCGUUGGAACUGUCAAGCAUGGAUUAGUCACUGUCUUUGGUACGGGUAUUGAACAUAAAAAUGAUCACGAGCAAACUUUAAGACGUCCUUUAACUCUUCGAUCAAGUGAAUCGUCAUCUCCUGAGAUUGUUCGAGAACAAAUUUCCGAAACAGAAGAGGUAUUUAUUGUAUUGCAUUACUGA